This is a messenger RNA of Apodemus sylvaticus (European woodmouse), 1657 nucleotides long. It is a transcript of the gene Fam220a, whose product is annotated as family with sequence similarity 220 member A. Gene Ontology annotation, molecular function: STAT family protein binding. Gene Ontology annotation, cellular component: nucleus. Lineage: Eukaryota; Metazoa; Chordata; Mammalia; Rodentia; Muridae. Gene Ontology annotation, biological process: protein dephosphorylation; negative regulation of transcription by RNA polymerase II. The transcript has a single exon. The coding region runs from base 1 to 774 and encodes 257 amino acids. The record is from RefSeq and is a predicted model, not a curated record.
AUGAGGGCUGGGAGAGGGACCCUGGGUGUUUGCCUGGCCCGUGUAAAGCAGUCACAUGGAGGUGACCUGGACAAACUAGCAUGUGGCCUUAAGAAAAGAAGUCAGAAGGGGAACCCCAGCCCAUCAGAUGUGCCUUUUUGGACAGACCAGCCUAUAGCAGAUACCCAUGGAAAGUCACCGGCCACGGCGGCAGCAUCCUCAGAAAUGAAGGAAGAUCACAGCAAGGCCAGCCGCGUACUUCACAGUGGCUUCAAAGAGCCUCAGUCUCUGAAGGGAUCAGUGGGGAGAAGUUCAGCUCCAGCAGCCUCCCUAGGCAAGGCUGCAGCUCGAUCCUCUGCUCCUUCAGAAGCUGGGGUGUCCGGUGACAUCUGGGAUGCACUAGGAAGUGACUGGCCAGGAAGAGCGCUCAGAGCCACACACAGCCGUGGACAGAACCUCAAAGGAGAGUCCUGGGUGUCAGGAUGGCCAGGCCAUCCAAAACUGAGGGAAAUGGGAUUCCUCAGAGGCGAACCCCUAAGUGCUGUCCCCAAGGGGCUAGGCCCCGGGUCAGAACUGUCUUACCAAUACUCCAGGCUGUGCCAGCUACCGUGUGCUCACACCCAUUACGAAGUUCUCCCAGAAGACAAGACGAGAUGCGUGUCCCUUGACCGGUUAAAUCGUGUGUUUUCAGAGGAAACAGUAGAAGACGAGAAACCACUCUCAAGUACUUCAGAUGGUCUGCAGAUAGUCGUGGGGUCACUGGCUCAGCAAUCUUCCAGAUUAGCAAGUCUCUGAUGCCAUAGUUAAGGUUCAAGCAGAACAAUAAAAAUAGCAGAUUAAUUUUAAAGGUUGUCUUAAAGUUUCUUUUGCAUUAAGUCUGGCGUACGCUGCAGCCGUUCCUGCUCUGAUUCCUGUGAUCAGACACACCUCGCCGGUGGAUGCAGAGGGAUGUUUUCGAAGAGCCCCCUCCCCCGGGGAAGCGAUUGAUCCCCCAGCAUAAGAUCAGACAGGAACCAUUUAGCACAGAGUUCUAAAUCAUGGAGACCCAUCCUCAAGGGCUAGCGUCCAGAUGCUGCCUGCCUCAGCUCACUCGGCCCCCGCUGGAGGUGGAGGUCCACAGGCUAUGCCCUCCGCUUCCUGUAGGCCUCGCUUCGGCCAUGACGAGUCUUGCCAUUUCUGCUUUGGACAGACUCUGUGACCUGCAGCCAGAAGUCCCUGAUGUCCCCUUCUCACUUCCCCUCUCCUACCGCCUGAGUUGCAGUUUUUAAUGGAGGCACUUUGGAGAAGUUGCAAUAUUAAAUUUAGGAUAAUUUCAAAUUACAGAAGAGUUUGAGGCUUUUCUGCGGACAGAACAUAGACGGCAAAUGAAGUGUUUUCCUUGACCCCGCCUGGCCCAGGAUUUGUCAUCUCUUUUAUAUUAAGAUUUUUUCCCCCCUGAAGUAACUCUCCCUUUGUGGUUUGUUGAUAACUUUAAUAAAGGUCAUUUAAAGAGUGAACAUUUUAAAGCCUCCCUACCCAAGAUAGAGUUAAAAACAGCCAUGGGGGCGGGGCGGGGCAGGAACCAGACUGUAUAUGUCAUUUAUAUUGUGUCUUAAAUUACAUGCCAUGGGCUAUUUUAGUGUUUUGGGAUGAUAAUAAAAUCUGUUCUUUAGCAUAAUAAAUAUGUUUAUUUUGUGUG